Molecule: messenger RNA, 3840 nt
Organism: Ornithorhynchus anatinus (platypus)
Lineage: Eukaryota; Metazoa; Chordata; Mammalia; Monotremata; Ornithorhynchidae
Gene: CARD19
Product: caspase recruitment domain family member 19
Exons: 6
Coding region: 308-826 (172 amino acids)
Cellular component (GO): mitochondrion
Source: RefSeq, a predicted model, not a curated record
CUAUUUUCCCCCUCUCAUAACUAGUCACAGAUCUAAUGCCUAUGAAUCUAUUUAAAACCUCCCGAGGAGUCUAACGUCUCUACUUUGCCUCCUGGUAACGCAUCCUGAACCAGUCAUUCAUGAGUUGAUCCAAACCCCUCUUAAACCUGCUGAUAUUUUCAGUCUGCUCAAAUUAAAUGAUCAGAAAUUCCACAUUUCUCACCUGCGGUAUGAAGUUUCCUUUCGCUUUGGACCUGUCACCUAGCAUCAUUGGGUGCCUCCUGGUCCUCGUGUUGCAGGAAUUGAUCAGACUUUCUGCGACCAACUGAUGCAAGACACACCUUUUCUAAUAAGUAAUGGCAGAUUAAGUGAACAGGAGGUUGAUAAAAUUAUCCUCCAGCUAAACAGAUACUAUCCACAAAUUCUCACCAAUAAAGAAGCAGAAAAGUUCAGAAAUCCCAAAACAUUGCUCCAUGUACGUUUGAACCACUUGCUAAACCAUCUUCAGAAGAAGGGUGAACGUGAUUGUCAGGAAUUCUACCGAGCUUUAUACAUCAAUGCCCAACAUCAAUACAACAGCUUGCCAAGCCGGAAAAAUAUGAAAACCUCAGAUUCCACAGAGAUAGACACUGACAAGGAGAAAUAUAAUCUAAAUGACAGGGGUCCCAUGUUCUUCCUUGCUUGUUUCAGUAUGGCUGCAGGAUUAGCAUUCUUAAUGUACUACCACCAACCAGAUCCCAAAGUCUUCAAGGGUGCCAGAAGGGUAAUGGGAUUCUCCCCAAUUAUCAUAGGAAAACAUGUCAGUCCUUAUUUCUUGGCAUUUUUGGAAGACAACUUGGAGCAGUAAGGGACACUUGCUUCCAUCCAUCUCUUCUGCAUCUUUUGGAUCUCCUGCCAAAUGCAAAACAGCAGUACCUGUAUUUACAGCCUACCCGAAAUUCCUAUACCAAAGAAUUGGUUACCUUACUCUAGCAAUGAAGAUACUAUUCAGGGGUUUGUUCCAAAGGUUAACUCUACACCAUCUGCUUUUUCUGUUAGGAGCGGAUCAUUUAUUUUUUUAACUUUUUAUUUUAAAAUAUUUAUCACUUUGAUAGUUUUUCAACCAUAUCCAAAAAUGUUUCAAUGUAUAGACUAUCCAAAUAUUUAAAUAGGUGUAGGUCUCCAUAGCCAUCUUAACAUGUUUUUUGUCUUUUUUUAAAAAGAUGUAAAAGUUUUGAGGAUUUGUUUAACUGUUUCUUAAAGGUCAAUUUUACAAGGACACUUUAAAGACUACCAAAGGCCUUAUUAAGCAUAGGACAGGUGUUUUUCUGUAACUGGCCCUUCUGUCCAUGCACCAGAAUCUGAGAGAUAGGUAACUAGGUCUUAUUCUGUGCCACGAAAGCAUGGCAGAGCUUCUUAACUGCCUCUUGUGUCUGUUCUUAGUCAGUCAGUCUUUAUUCAGGGAACCUUGUUCCAAAUACCAACCUCCAUUAUUGUCCAUUAAACUGCAGGUGAUCAUUGGUAAAGCUGGUGCCAAGUCAGAUGGACCUACCUUGUUGAUUCUUUUGGGCACUGACUCCAGCACUUUUCCAUGAUAGUAAAAGACAAUCCUGACAAUGAAAGUUUUUUUUUUUUCCUGAGAUGGGAAACUGAGUGGGAAUGUGCCAGCAGGGUUUGGCAUGUUUCUGAGAAGGAUGUGUCUGAAAAGGACCGCCAUGAAUAGUUCAGAUUAGCAGCAUACCCAUGAAUAGCAGAGGGAGCAUAGAGUGCUUUGUUUGGGUAUAAGUAGGGUGUUUUCAGGACAUCAAAAGUAUUUUUAACUCUUCCACAUGUACCUGUUUUGCAACAGGUAGGUUGAAUUAAUUAAGUCAGUCAAACCUAAUCAUUCUUUUGUUACUGCAGCAUGAAGCCUUAAAACAAUAUCUAAAUAAGCAAAAAGAGUUUGAGAUGUAAAAGGAGGCACAGCUGUCUAACAAGGUUUCAAAUGAGAGAUUUUUCCAGAGUAUUUUUGCUUGAAUGGAAAUUCUUACUUUAAAAAAGCCAAAGGCUGUUAGCUUUUGGUUAGGAAUCUGAUCUUAGGCCUAUUCAUAAACCUGUUUGUCCUUCAAGUUUAAGGUCAUACUUAGAGGAAAUUGAGGCAUAGGGGAAAAUCCAGAUAGACAAUUUGGCAAAGUGCAGUGCAGCACUUGACUAUCUUUAGAGGGGAUGUUGAUUUUAAUUGUUUUGGUGUGAGCUGUAUGCACCAGCUGAGAAUGGUAGGUGUUAGUUUUUUGUAGGGUAAAUUGAGUUAUUGGGAUUGCUUCACUUAAGGGAAAACUAUGUCCUCACCCUGGUUAGCAAAGAGGUAACAGGGUGACAUCUCAUUUUCUUUUUCUUCCAAGUAUCAGCUUUAAAAAACCACAGCAUGGUGGCAAUGGCAAGGUAUCUUAUUCCAGAAACUCUUUUAGACUUUUCUCCCACCUGCCUUUAGCUUAGUGUAAUUUUUAAAUUCCAGCAGUUGGACCUAAGAUAAAAACUAUGUAUUAAAUACUUUGGCUAGUGUAGCAUACAUAUGGGUAUUACCUUUCAAUACACUUCGGAGAAGCAGCGUGGCUCAAUGGAAAGAGCCCGGGCCUGGGAGUCAGAGGUCAUGGGUUUGAAUCCCCACUCUGCCACUUGUCAGCUGUGUGACUCUGGGCAAGUCACUUAACUUCUCUGGGCAAGUCACUUAACUUCUCUGGGCCUCAGUUACCUCUUCUGUAAAAUGGGGAUUGAGACUGUGAGCCCCACGUGGGACAGGGACUGCGUCCAACCCGAUCUGCUUGUAUCCACCCCAGUGCCUGGCACAUAGUUAAGCACUUAACAAAUGCCAUAAUUAUUACACACUCACACUUAUGAUAUUCUUGACAUGAAUAGCUUUGUCUUGGCAUAAUGGCAGGGAGGAGAGAAGAGGGACAGAUAUGAACUUUCAGUAAACCUCAGAUUUCUCUGCAUUACUAAAAAUGACAUUCAAUUGUAAAGUGAAAUAUCAAAUUUGAAGGAUACAGUCCUGCACAAUGACCCAGACAAGAGCACACAAUGUAGAAUUUUGCACUUCAGCAGUAUAAGCAUUUCCAAAUUAAUGUGUGAGAUUUCAAAUUGGGAUUUCAUUUUCCCUCAAGUAGAAGGAAGAUGAAGUGUGGUCAUCCAAGCUCAUAAAAUUCUUAGUAAUUUAAACAGGAUGGCAUUACCAAUGUUCCACAAAAUCAAGCUUUUGUGCAAGUGAUCUCUGUAGUCUCCUGACCAACAAGGGUAGAGAUUAAAUGAUCACUGGGACCCUCCUGUUAGACCACUGUUAAAUUUCUGCACAGUAGUCAUAAUUGCGACAACAGGCCAGAACACCCUGAAAACUCUUAUACUCACUGUCUAGGAAACCACCCAAAGAAAAAUGGGAUUUUUCAUUUGUAUGAUUUCCUAAGAAGGGACUAAAUUUUUCUCUGCCUCUCUCCUGAAGUCUUUAGAUUUUGAGCAAAAACCAAAUAGCACUUUCCUCAGCCUAAAAUGACCACUGAUAUAGUCUUUGCUUAUCAUAUAAAAAUACUAAAAUAAAUCCCCCACAGGACUUAGCAUCUAUCGGUCUCUGUAUGCCAAAAUGAUUUUCAAAAAAAAAAAUCCAUGUGAGUCGGCCAUUUGCUAUUUGUGCUACAAAUGUUUCAUGAGGUUGUGUGAUCUUAACCAAAUGAAAUUUAACACAGGCAAAAUGUGAUGUAAUGCUAAACCUCUUCUCUCUGGGUAUGUAAAUCACCUAUCUUAGAUGUUGUCUCCUAUAUAGGAUACUGUUCAACUGUAACUUGUGAUACAUUAAUACUGAAUUGUAUGUAAAGUUAUUUUAAUAAAAAAUAAAUGUUUUUAAAGAUGACUUCA